This is a messenger RNA of Suillus discolor, 591 nucleotides long. RefSeq lists its product as uncharacterized. The record is from RefSeq and is a predicted model, not a curated record. Bases 1 to 591 code for a protein of 196 amino acids. Gene Ontology annotation, cellular component: cytosol; mitochondrial outer membrane; nucleus. The transcript is spliced from 7 exons. Lineage: Eukaryota; Fungi; Basidiomycota; Agaricomycetes; Boletales; Suillaceae.
AUGCCGUCGACCUUUUUUUGGUCCAAAGCGACAUAUACAUGUGGCGAAGCAGCAUGCCUAGCCACGCUCGGCAAGCACGCAGAAGUGAAGAAGCGUAUGGAACGCGUCCAGGGGCUGAGGCAGAAAAUCGCGGGGAAGAGCAUUCCUAUCGAGAAAUUCGUCGCCCGCAAAGCCCGUAAAUAUCUAGCCCAAUCCGACACACUUCUCCUCCCAGCCCUAGAGCUAGCUUAUGUAUUCCAUGCGAUUGCGCAUGCGCCCAGGGAGGUUAUUGUGAGGGAGAUGAUUCCUGCUGUUGGUGAUGCUUUGAGAGAACCGGGGUUAGCGCUUUCAUCUGAGGCUUUUGAGCGCGCGUUCCGCGCUGUCUUCGAGCACGGACCUGACAUCGAGUUGGACCAUUAUAUCGUGUAUUACGCACAUUUCGAGUAUGGUAGGUUGCUAGCGCGAUCAGGCGACAAGGACGGUGCGAGGACGCAUUUUAAUCUUGUUUUGUCUGGAAAGCUGCUUGAGGUGAAUGCUGCGGGACGAAAGAACGCACUUCACGUGAGGACGAAUGCGGCGCUAGAAGCACUAGACCAGAACCGACUGUUGUGA